AUAACAAAAAUAACCAAAAUGCUCUUCUAUAAUAAAGUGAUGGAUAGAACUGCCAUAAAACAGCUUAUAAGCAGAUUAAUAACUCAUUUUGGUAUUACAUAUACAACAUAUAUUUUAGAUCAACUUAAAACUGUAGGCUUUAAACAAGCUACUCAAGCUGCUAUUUCAUUAGGAAUUGAUGAUCUUUUAACAGCACCUUCAAAAAGUUGGUUAAUUCAAGAUGCCGAACAACAAGGUUACAUUUCUGAAAAGCAUUAUCGUUAUGGAAACGUUCAUGCAGUAGAAAAAUUACGCCAAUUAAUUGAAACUUGGUAUGCUACAAGUGAAUAUUUAAAACAAGAAAUGAACCCUAAUUUUCGGAUGACCGAUCCGUUAAAUCCAGUACAUAUGAUGUCUUUUUCUGGAGCGAGAGGGAGUACAUCACAAGUUCAUCAAUUAGUAGGUAUGAGAGGUUUAAUGUCAGAUCCUCAAGGUCAAAUUAUUGAUUUACCUAUUCAAAGUAACUUUCGAGAAGGCCUCUCUUUAACUGAAUAUAUUAUUUCUUGUUAUGGUGCUCGUAAAGGAGUUGUUGAUACAGCAGUACGAACAUCAGAUGCUGGAUAUCUUACACGUAGAUUAGUUGAAGUAGUUCAGCAUAUUGUCGUUCGAAAAGUGGAUUGUGGAACGUCAGAAAAUAUUUUUGUAACUCCUUUACAGAAUAAUUAUAAAAAAAAUAAUAAAUUAAUUGGUCGUAUUUUAGCAGAUAAUAUUUAUAUAAAUGGAAGAUGUAUUGCUAUUCGUAAUCAAGAUAUUACAACAAAUCUUGUUAUUUCUUUAAUAAAUUUUCAAAGAAAAGGUAUUUUUAUUCGCUCACCUUUAAUUUGUAAAAGUAUGUUAUGGAUUUGUCAAUUAUGUUACGGUUGGAGUCUUACUCAUGGUAAUUUAAUAGAAUUAGGUGAAGCUGUUGGUAUUAUUGCGGGGCAAUCUAUUGGAGAGCCAGGUACCCAGUUAACAUUAAGAACUUUUCAUACUGGUGGAGUUUUUACCGGUGAUAUUGCAGAACAUAUACGAACACCUUUUAAUGGGAUUAUUCAAUUUGAUACAAAUUCAGUUUAUCCUACACGUACUCGCCAUGGACACCCUGCAUGGAUAUGUAAUAAUAAUUUAUCUGUUGUUAUUAAAAGUAAAAAAAAACUUCAUAAUUUAGUUAUUCCAACACAAAGUCUACUUUUAGUGCAAAGUAAUCAAUAUGUAGAAUCAAAACAAGUUAUUGCGGAAGUUCGUGCAAAAACAUCUCCUUUUAAAGAAAAAGUUCAAAAAUACAUUUAUUCAAAUUUAUCUGGAGAAAUGCAUUGGAGUAGUAAAGUUCAGCAUUCGUCUGAAUAUAUCCAUAGUAAUGUCCAUCUUUUACGUAAAACAGGUCAUAUAUGGAUACUAGCUGGAAAUUUUGAUAAAGAUAAUAAGUUUUCAUUUAUAUUUUAUCAAAAUCAAGAUAAAUUAGAUAAUAAACUUCCUAUUGCAAAACAAACUUUAAAUUAUUUUCAAUUAAAAGAGCAUUUUUUAAAUAAUUUUUGGAAUUCUAUUUAUUCUAGUAUUAUUUUGUAUAAUUAUCGUUUUUUAGAAAAAAAAAAUAAUAAAUAUGAAAAAAAACUUUUAUUUCAAUUUAUGCUUAAACUUCCAAAAAACGGCAUUUUGAAACAAAAUGAUAUUUUUGCUAUAUUCAAUGAUCCAAAAUAUAGAAUAAAAAAUUCAGGAAUUAUUAAAUAUGGCAAUAUAAAAGUUGAUUUAAUUAAUAAAAAAAAUGAUAUUUUUGAAGAUCAAAAAACAAAAACUGUUAGACCAAGAUAUAAAAUACUAAAAGAAGGUAACUUUUUUUUACUUCCUGAAGAAGUUUAUAUUUUAGAUCAAUCUUCUUUUUCAUCUAUUUUAGUAAAAAAUAAUAGUUUUAUUAAAGCAGGUACAAAAAUAACUUUUAAUAUUAGUAGUAAAAUAACGGGUUUUGUUAAAAUAAAAAAAAAAUUUAAUAAUUUUAAAAUAAAAAUACUACCAGGAAGUAUAUAUUACCCUAAAGAAAAACAAAAAAAUUUUAAACAAAAUGGUAUUUUAAUACCACCAGGGGAAAAAAUUUUUGAACAAUUUCGAGCUAAAAAUUGGAUUUAUCUUGAAUGGAUUGUACUUUCUAAAGACAAUUCUUUUUUUUUAAUUAGACCUGCAAUAGAGUAUAAAAUAAUAUUUAAUGAUAAUCCAUUAACUUUACCAAUACCUUUUUAUCUAGAUUUAUUAAAAGAACAAAAAAAAAUUAAAAUUCAAACUGUUAAAUAUAUUCUUUAUGAAGAUAGUGAAGAAGUUGAAAUAAAUCCUGAUACUGAUAUUCAAUUAAUUCAAACUUGCUUAAUACUAAAUUGGGAAACCAAAGUAUUUAUAAAAGAAGCUCAUAUUUCUUUUAUAAAAAUACGUAUUAAUAAAAUUAUUAAAAAUUUUUUUCAAAUUAAUUUAAUCGAAAAUAUUAAUUUAAUGAAUAAAAAAAAAAACAAUAAUAUUAUUUUAAACUAUCUAUUUAAAAAAAAAAGAUAUAUUAUUAAUCAAAAAGAUUGUGAAAAAAUUUUAUUGCUUAGCAAAACAUGGGGCAUUAUUCGCACUCCGUCAAACAAAAAUCAAGAAAAAAGCUUUUUUCUUAUUUUAUCUCCAUUUAAUUUAUUUCAAACUAUUUUGUUUGACAAAACAAAACAAAAUUUAAAAAUAGAAAAUAAUGUAGAAAAACUUUUUACUUACGAACCAAAGAAAAUAAUUAAGACUUUUAAUAUAGAAAAAAGAAAAAAUUUUGUAGAAUUUUUAGGUCUUUUAGGUUAUUUGCAAAAUAUUACAAAAUCUUUUCAGCUAUUUUCUUGUAAAAAAUUUAGCGAUAAAUCAAUACCUAUUAAUUUUUCAAUUAUUGAUAAUUUAAAAAAAAAAAUUAAAAUAAGUAAAUGGUUUUUUUUAAACGAAAAUAAAAAAGUCCAGAAGUUCUUUUUAACUCAAAAUACUAUUCUUAGUUUAUUAAAUUGGUCUUUUCCUAUCUUUGAUUUAGCAAAAAAAAAAACUCAAUUAUUUAAUCUUGGACAUUUCUUUUGUGACGGUUUAUCUAUAGCUGAAUAUCCUACUUUUUCCGAAUCUGGUCAAAUUAUAGCAAUUUAUGACGAUUUAUCUUUAGUUAUUAGAUUAGCUAAACCAUAUUUGGCUACUGGGGGAGCUAUAAUUCACAAUAAUUAUGGUGAAAUUGUUAAAGAAGGAGAUAUUUUAAUAACUUUAAUAUAUGAAAGAUUAAAAUCUGGAGAUAUUAUUCAAGGACUCCCUAAAGUUGAACAAUUAUUAGAAGCUCGUUUAACAAAUCCAGUUUCUAUUAAUUUAGAAAAAGGUUUUGGAGAGUGGAAUAAAGAUAUGACAAAUUUUUUUGGAAGUCUUUGGGGUUACUUUUUAAGUGCGCAAAUUAGUAUGGAACAGAGUCAAGUUAAUUUAGUAAAUCAAAUUCAAAAAGUAUAUCGAUCACAAGGUGUAAAUAUAUCAGAUAAACAUAUAGAAAUUAUUGUACGUCAAAUGACUUCAAAAGUUUUUACUUUAGAAGAUGGAAUGACUAAUGGCUUUUUACCGGGAGAAUUAAUUGAGUUUGCAAGAGCCAAAAGAAUGAAUCGUGCGUUAGAAGAAGUAAUUCCUUAUAAACCAGUACUAUUAGGCAUAACAAAAGCAUCUCUUAAUACUCAAAGUUUUAUAUCCGAAGCUAGUUUUCAAGAAACUACUCGAGUUUUAGCAAAAGCAGCAUUACGAGGUCGAAUUGAUUGGCUGAAAGGUUUAAAAGAAAAUGUUAUUCUUGGAGGAAUAAUUCCUACAGGCACUGGAUGUGAAGAAGUUCUUUGGCAAAUAACUUUGGAAAAACAAAAAAAUAUUUUAUUAAAAAAAAAUAAAAGUAAAUUAUUUCAUAAUAAAGUAAAAGAUAUUUUUUUAUAUAAAAAACUUUCAAUUUCUUUUACUUCAGAAAAAAUUCAUAAAAAUUAUUAA
Molecule: messenger RNA, 4011 nt
Organism: Physcomitrium patens
Lineage: Eukaryota; Viridiplantae; Streptophyta; Bryopsida; Funariales; Funariaceae
Source: the annotation of a RefSeq genome assembly